Cephus cinctus (wheat stem sawfly) is the source of this 455-nucleotide messenger RNA. RefSeq lists its product as uncharacterized. NCBI's taxonomy places the organism in Eukaryota, Metazoa, Arthropoda, Insecta, Hymenoptera, Cephidae. The transcript has 2 exons. The record is from RefSeq and is a predicted model, not a curated record. Bases 57 to 455 code for a protein of 132 amino acids.
UGACAAUUCUUUAACAUUUUUUGGAUUCCAUAACAUUUGAAGAUUUUUUUCCCUACAUGAUGGAGAUGUUUGGUUUAACCCUUACAGGUUACAGCAAUUUUAUCAAAGAAGUAAUCAAAGAAGACUACAAAGAGCCAAGAAUUCUGCCAAAUAACAAGGAAAUUCUAGAUAUACGUCUAAGAAAAAAUCCUUUAAAAACUUUUAGUGAAGUCUACAAUGAGAUUGAUCCUAUAUUGGGAACUGGUGAUGGAUUUUCCUAUGGAAGUCACGAGCGUUUAAGAUUGCAAAGAAAAAAGGGACUUACAAAACCUGUUGGCCCUACAGACAUAUAUAGAAUACCAGUAAGUCGGUCCCAGGAAAUAGGGUUCUGGAUAAAGGAUCCACUUUUAGAGGAAUCCACCUGGAUGAAGUUACCGAAGAGUUAUGGAUCUCGUAGAAGCGAUGUAUCCGAGUAA